Enhydra lutris kenyoni (northern sea otter) is the source of this 1892-nucleotide messenger RNA. Its product is annotated as gap junction protein delta 3. Lineage: Eukaryota; Metazoa; Chordata; Mammalia; Carnivora; Mustelidae. The record is from RefSeq and is a predicted model, not a curated record. Gene Ontology annotation, biological process: cell communication. The transcript has a single exon. Gene Ontology annotation, cellular component: connexin complex. Bases 729 to 1595 code for a protein of 288 amino acids.
UGUGUGUGUGUUGGGAGAGGUUCUCAGGAGAUAUGGGAGGCUGGAAGUUGAGGGACACCAGGGAGGAGAUGGAGAGGGCUGGGCCCAUAUUCCUGCCACUCUGCGGUGGGAUGGCAGGGGACACCUAGAACAAAGGUAGAGUUAAAGAAGUGGGACUACUUUUGUGUCCACCCCACAAUUCUGAGAGGAGUUCACUGCAAUAAGAAGGGCAAGAGAAACGGUGAGCAGAGGAAACAGGUGCAGUCCCUCUGGAUCAACUGGCUCCCACCUCUCCCAGGGGCACCAACUUGGGUCUGGAGUCCUGGGCUGGAGGCCCCACGGUUGCCCACGGAAUGCAUCCUGGAGCCCAUAAGGUCACGCCCGGGUUUCUACUUCUACAACGCAGUGGGUGGCUGCCCUUCCUGAUGUCCAAGUUCACUCCCUACAGAUCUGGACUCUGGAGGAGCAUGCGGUCCAACCAAGCAGGCCCCUGGGUGUCUGACUAGAGCGCCAGGGAGGGGCUCCUCCCCGGUACCUGCCGGUCCCAAGGAGAAGGGCACCCACAGUGGAGAAUCUCCUGACCCCUCCUGCCCAGCCCCUGCUGACUCCCUAGUUCCCACAAAAUCCCAGCUAAACCCAGGCCUCGCUGAGCCCCCAGGUUAGAGGAGGGCUCGCGGAUCUCUUGACACCGGCUGGGGGGAGGCCGAUCCGCCGCUGACGCCCCCCUCCCCGCGUCCGUCCGCAGCGCCAUGGGCGAGUGGGCGUUCCUGGGCUCGCUGCUGGACGCCGUGCAGCUGCAGUCGCCGCUCGUGGGCCGCCUGUGGCUGGUGGUCAUGCUGAUCUUCCGCAUCCUGGUGCUGGCCACGGUGGGCGGCGCCGUGUUCGAGGACGAGCAGGAGGAGUUCGUGUGCAACACGCUGCAGCCGGGCUGCCGCCAGACGUGCUACGACCGCGCCUUCCCCGUCUCCCACUACCGCUUCUGGCUCUUCCACAUCCUGCUGCUCUCGGCGCCGCCCGUGCUCUUCGUCAUCUACUCGGUGCACCGGGCCGGCAAGGAGGCGGGCGGCGCGGACGCCGGGCCCGGGCCCCCGCCGCGUCGCCGCUGCUACCUGCUGAGCGUGGCGCUGCGCCUGCUGGCCGAGCUGGCCUUCCUGGCGGGCCAGGCGCUGCUCUACGGCUUCCGCGUGGCCCCGCACUUCGCGUGCGCCGGCCCGCCGUGCCCGCACACCGUGGACUGCUUCGUGAGCCGGCCCACCGAGAAGACCGUCUUCGUGCUCUUCUACUUCGCCGUGGGGCUGCUCUCGGCGCUGCUCAGCGUGGCCGAGUUGGGCCACCUGCUCUGGAAGGGCCGCCCGCGCGCCGGGCGCUGUCGCCAGGGGGCCGAGCGCGACGGCCGCCGCCACCGAGCGCACGAGGAGGCGCAGCAGCUGCUCCCGCCGCCGCCGCCGCUGCCGCCGCCGCCGCUGCCCCCGAUCCCGCCCUCCCGCCGCCCGCGCCCCGACGACCCCAGCGGCCCGCCCGCCUACGCGCACCCGGGCCCCGCCGGCGACAGCGAGGGCGGCAGCGGCCGCAGCAAGGCGUCCCUGGCCACCAUCCGCCAGGACCUGGCCAUCUAGAGGCGGGCGGCACAGGGCGCUGCCCGAGCCCUUCCCGGGGGCUCUCGGUGGUGUGGGGGCCGGGGCAGGAACGGAGGCCCGGGACCGAGAGAAAGCGCCCCAGAGGACAUAGAGAGGGAAGUGGAGGUUCGGGUGGUGCCCAGAAAAAGUCGUCGUGACACCAGCUUCCCGCGGGCCUCUCGGCGUUCACACUGGGGUGUGGCCCCUGUGCGGGCUCUCUCUUUGCGUGCGCACAUUUACACCUCUGUCCAGUGUGAGCUGCGUGUGCGCGCGUGCGUUUAUCCUGUGUGAGCUGUG